Molecule: messenger RNA, 3371 nt
Organism: Gadus chalcogrammus (walleye pollock)
Lineage: Eukaryota; Metazoa; Chordata; Actinopteri; Gadiformes; Gadidae
Gene: marchf5
Product: membrane-associated ring finger (C3HC4) 5
Exons: 8
Coding region: 130-975 (281 amino acids)
Molecular function (GO): zinc ion binding
Source: RefSeq, a predicted model, not a curated record
GCUUCAAGCGUCAACGUCGUCGUUGUUUUGAUGACGCGAUACGUCAGGGCACGUCGCGCUAACCCAGGGGCGGGCCGUCCACGCAGCAAACGGUCAUGCUGAUAGGUGACCUGUUUCCAUCUCACGAUAAUGGCGGAGCAGAGUGCCGUGGUUAUGCAGCAGAACUUGGACAGGAGCUGCUGGGUGUGCUUUGCCACCGACGAGGACGACCGCGCGGCCGAGUGGGUCCGUCCAUGCCGCUGCCGGGGCUCCACCAAGUGGGUGCACCAGUCGUGCCUGCAGCGCUGGGUGGACGAGAAGCAGCGCGGCAACAGCACGGCGCGCGUGGCCUGCCCGCAGUGCAACGCCGAGUACCUCAUCGUCUUCCCCAAGCUCGGCCCGGUGGUGUAUGUGCUGGACCUGGCCGACCGGCUCAUCUCCAAGGCGGGGCCCUUUGCGGCAGCGGGCAUCAUGGUGGGCUCCAUCUACUGGACGGCGGUCACCUACGGGGCCGUGACCGUCAUGCAGGUGGUGGGCCAUAAGGAGGGCCUGGACGUGAUGGAGCGGGCGGACCCCCUGUUCCUGCUCAUCGGCCUGCCCACCAUCCCCGUCAUGCUGAUCCUGGGGAAGAUGAUCCGCUGGGAGGAGUACGUGCUGCGGCUCUGGAGGAAGUACUCCACCAAGCUGCAGAUCCUCAACAGCAUCUUCCCAGGGCUGGGCUGCCCGGUACCCCGUAUCCCGGCGGAGGCCAACCCGCUGGCGGACCACGUGUCCGCCACACGCAUCCUGUGUGGCGCGCUGGUGUUCCCCACCAUCGCCACCAUCGUGGGGAAGCUCAUGUUCAGCAGCGUCAACUCCAACCUCCAGAGGACCAUCCUGGGAGGCAUCGCCUUCGUGGCCAUCAAAGGGGCCUUCAAGGUGUACUUCAAGCAGCAGCAGUACCUGCGGCAGGCCCACCGCAAGAUCCUCAACUUCCCAGAGCCGGAGGAAGCCUAACGGGUCCGUGGUGGGGGGGAGGGGGAGUGUGAAGGACAGACAGAAGAGCAGAAGCCAGUGACCGACACAGACCACACCUCCUCCCUGAUGUCAUCGUGCUGCUGCUGCUGCAACCCACAUUCAACGCUAGGAUGAUCACCAAACCCACUGCCAUCGCACUUGUGUUUUUAAUGACUGUUUGACGCGACCGCGAGCUGGGGACGGACACGUGAGACUUUGAGGGCAGCGCCCGGCGGCACAUGUUGCACAAACACACGACACAAGCGCUUCUCUCCAGGAAGGUACUGCGGGUGUGUUGCUGUGUGCAAAGCAAUCACUCCUCCAGUACCCCUGUCAACUUGUAUGAACGUAUUUUAUGAUGAUCGGGGAAGAAAUAAAUGACGCAGGCACAUGUAUUUAGAAAGUUUUAUAAAAGGAAAUUAUUAAUAAAUUGUUUUAUAAUGUUUGUUUUUCAGAUUUAAAAAGUCCCCUUUACUCAGGUAAAGGGGAGGUGUCAAAUAAAUAUUAUUAUUUUAUGUGUUGAAUGUAUUAGUGAUGAAUAAAAUGCGUUAACAAAUGAGACUUAAAUGAUUAACCACAACUACCAAGCGUUAAGCUAGAGGAAAACUAACCGCUUCUUCAACCUGCGCCGGAAGGCCGAGAGCUUACGUUCUCUAACCUGUGACUGUCUGCUCCGUAUUAGUCUACUUUAACCUAUUGAACCACGGCCACCAAUAGGCUGCUUAAACGCUGGCAUUUCAGACACUUCCUUCAAUGCAAGGUUUCGGAUUAAGCUACAUGUUGGUAGAAGCGGGCCCUGGCGACUCAGGGAAGAGAAGCUGUUAUACGAUUAUUUUCAUUCUGUGAAGAAAGCUCAGAGGGCUGUGCCGAGACGACUGGAUCUCUCCAAGACACCCAAGAUGACUUCAGGGCAAUCGGCACACCUCCCCAGGUGAUGGGAAGCAGGCCCAGCGCGGUUCCUUCCCAGAAGUGUUUUCUUUCAGAGCCUGUCCAGUGACGUUCUCUCCCCUGGUGUUUAUGUUCCGCUUUCAGUUUUAAGUGCAAUUUCCAUUUUUUUUUUCCCCCCCGCUCUUGUUUUGAAAUCUGGUGACUCUUUUGGCUUGAGUGACUUCAAGGCCAGGCCCGGGUGAAAGCCUUCUUUGGACGAUUGGUUGGUAAUUAUCUAAACAUCUGGAUCAGGACAUGUACGUCUGAUUUAGGAAAUCCAUCAGUGGCACUAUUCUGAUGUUAAUCAUGUAAAAGAUUUCACAUUUCUUGGAGCAAAGACAAUAAAUCGACUGCAAAGCUUUAUGGUUAAUGGUCUCCUGUGUGAUCUUGAUCAAUAUAUAAAAUAAAUUGAAAUGCAUGGGUCAUUGUUAACUGGUCUUCCAUAUGACUUUAGGAAUAAAAUACACGAUUAAUCACGAACCUUUAGUCAUCUGCAUUAACUCUACAGAACCAAGCUAGGUGCACCUUUCUGGCACGGGGAACUGAUGGCAUGACAAGUCUCUUGCUCUCCAAGAUAAUGUAAAGAGGUCCUUGAUGCCAAAAGAGAAGUUUCUAAUCUGUUGAAGAAAAUACAUUAUUCAAUGUCUACCUUCAUGGUCAAUGUGAAUAAAUGUUUUUUUUGUCAAACUGAAGUGGAUGUAACAUUGUUGGGAUUUUUUUUUUAAAGAAGUUGCAAGGAAGAGUUCAAUUACAUCAUUUAUUAAUUAUAAACAGGAGACAAACUACAGUGUUGCAUCACUGGAUAUGAAAAUCGAGGCAAAGUAUGUACCUUUAAUGCUUUAGUUCGAUUGUACACCAUGAUGUACAUUCAACUUUUGGGUGGUCUUGUAAAAUUGGCUUGCCGAAGGCUGGAAUCAUUGGGCAACGUUUGUUGACCUUCUGUUGCUGCUGGUUGACAGUUUCCACCAGAAUCAAUCGUUUCUGUUAACGUUGCAACGGAUCAUGCGCGUAAGAGGUUGCAUUUGGGAUCAAAUCAAAUUCAUUAGGGACGUUAUUCGCUUUGGUUAGUCAAGAAAUAAUAAAAUGCUGGAAAACGCUGGAGAAGUUUUUGGUAACUAAAUAAGCAUUGUUUAUUUGUAUUUUGAAUACUGCAGAUGGUCGAACUACUAGGCCUGAGAGAAACGGUACACGGGUGGAUGAACGAAAAAAAUGACAAAACGGACUUUGGCCAUGAAGUGACAGCAUUUCCCAGCCAGCAGUCUGUUGACUUGGCGAAGGCCGGUUAGCACCUGAGAGAGUCGGGCCACGCCGUCGGCCCAGCGUGACUGCGGUUCCCUGCACUGUGUUCUUCUAGGCUGUGAGAACCAUGGACCUAUUAAAAAAAUGAGAACGCGGUCCGCUGGGAGCACAGCAUGCGGACAUGGCUGUCAUGGCAAUACUAGUCAAUAGUGCGGAGAAAGGUGAUUUUA